Odontomachus brunneus is the source of this 3360-nucleotide messenger RNA. It is a transcript of the gene sit, whose product is annotated as elongation of very long chain fatty acids protein AAEL008004. The record is from RefSeq and is a predicted model, not a curated record. Gene Ontology annotation, biological process: fatty acid elongation, saturated fatty acid; sphingolipid biosynthetic process; very long-chain fatty acid biosynthetic process. Gene Ontology annotation, cellular component: endoplasmic reticulum membrane. The transcript has 6 exons. The coding region runs from base 1453 to 2376 and encodes 307 amino acids. Gene Ontology annotation, molecular function: fatty acid elongase activity. Lineage: Eukaryota; Metazoa; Arthropoda; Insecta; Hymenoptera; Formicidae.
AUAAAGAAUCUUUUUAAGUGAUAUUUUAAUUGAAACAAUAGAGUGGCAGACGGGUCACUUAAAUACGAGUGAUUUUGCGCUCUUAGAAUGGAAUAUUCACUCUAAGUCGACCGAAUAUUCUCACUCGAAGUUAAAGAGUGUCCACCGGUGUAAGAAUGAAUUUGUUCACUUGGAGUCCACUGUAAGUUUGAACGAAACAUUCAAUCUUAUGGUUCUGAUUCGUUAUCAGUAUUUUCGCUAUCAUAUUACGAGUGAAUUUGCGUUUGCUUUGACUGAUAUAUUAUUCCAAGAACUUAAGAGAAAUUCAAUUUUAUCUUUCAUAUAUUUAUAACAUACUCAUAUCUAUAUAAUCUUGUAUAAUCUUACACGUAGAUAAGAAUCACGAAUAAGAGUGUGUGUGUAGGAAUAUGCGACGCUAAUGUACAUGUCCUUGUUAAUGAUCGUGCAAAAAUUAAUAUUCCUUGUUUGUCUCAUGACACAUGUGCUUCUGUCGGAGAAGUGUCUUGCGAGUGCCAUUUACGUUAGAAGGUUGACGUGUACGCGGUUUGUAAACGGGAAACAAGGUACGUAUUAUGGAAUUCUUUGGAAUCGAUUUCGAUCAGAAUAUUACCGUUACCUAGUUUAUUGUCUUUUCUAGAGAGAACGGAAUUAUUCCGAUCGGAAUCGGUUGCGAAGAGUUCUGUAAUACGUGCCGAGGCCGGCUUGUCAGCGAGUUAAAUUACACAACUUUCUUAAUAUGAAUGACGUAACGGUGACAGUAGCUACCAAUUGUUCGUGGUGCAGAGAAGAGAGAGAGAGAGAAAAAGAGCAGACAGCUGGACCGGUAAAAGUCCCGGCGGGCUUUGGUCAUCUAGCCGGGGGGAUUUGCCCCACCAUCAUUGACCGUGUUGCGACAGUGGGUCUAAACUCCCUAACGCCCGUUUGCACCCCACUUCCUUCAUCCGUUUGGUGCGCAGGUGGAAAGCACCAGUAUACUUCAUACGAAGCGAUUGAUCGUUCAGUCCAUAGAAAACAUCGUAUCACGCGAGAUCGAUCAGCCGCGAAGUAUAUUUCGUAGAUUGCGGUAGAGAAGAAUCUCCUUUCCCUUUCUUUCUCUCCCUUGAGUAUCAGUUAGUGUAGCUCGGUGAUCACUCCUCUCGUCUAAUCGUUCUUCCCGCUCUCAUCGAGAGAAUCGGCGGCUCCCAUAUCGCGAGAUAGCACGCAGAUCGUCAUUCGGUGAGGAGGAGUUCGUUGCUACCGCAAAAUCGUCGUGUACGCGACAGAACCACCGACUGUUUUCCCUAUACGAGACCGGUGUGACGGGACCCACAAGAUCAAAGGCAGCAAACACCAGGGGGAGGAUCAGAGGCGACUUCGGACGCAACGUGCGGACGAUCCUCAGCGAUCUAGGAUGAAUUAGUGGGUCUCGUCGUGACGUGAUAACGCGAGUCAAUUUUGAAAGGUGACUUCUCGAUGAACGCCAGCGCGUCGUUGACGGCCGACAGGAUGUCUAACAUCUACAACAACUCCGUCGUACGAUUUUACCACCAUGUGUUCCACGAUUUAUCUGAUCCCCGGACGAGAGAGUGGGUCUUCAUAUCGUCGCCCGUGCCCGCCGCUAGCAUCUUAAUUGGCUACCUGUACUUCGUUCUGUCAUGGGGCCCGAGACAUAUGGAACACCGAAAGCCAUAUCAAUUAAAAAACGUCCUAGUACUGUACAACUUCCUGCAGGUUCUUAUCAGCAUUUGGUUGUUUUUGGAGGGCUUGGACGGCGCGUGGCUGAAGGAUUACAACUGGAAAUGCCAGCCAGUGGAUUUCUCGUACUCGCCGGAUGCCUUGAGAGUUGCGAGAGGAGUUUAUAUCUAUUUUCUGGCGAAACUGACGGAACUGCUGGACACGGUGUUCUUCGUGUUGCGCAAGAAGGAAAGGCAAAUCACAUUUCUCCAUAUGUACCAUCACACUGUGAUGCCCAUGGCGUCAUGGGGCGCCACAAAAUAUUAUCCCGGGGGCCACGGCAUCUUUAUAGGAAUCAUCAAUAGUUUCGUGCAUAUCAUCAUGUACUCUUAUUAUCUGCUGGCGGCAUUACUACCUCAGUAUCAACAAUACCUCUGGUGGAAGAAGUACAUCACUACACUGCAAAUGGGUCAAUUUUGUCUGGCCUUCUUGCAUAAUAUACAACUGCUGUUCUACGAUUGCGAGUACCCGAGAUGGUCGAUGAUUUUGAUCCUGCCGAACGCGAUGUUCUUCUACUUCCUCUUCGCGGACUUUUACAAUAACGCUUACACUACCAAGAAGGAAAACGGCGUGUCGCCGACUCAAAACUCGGCCAAAGCGAGCGACGUCGCGGAGAAAGUGAGCAACAACGAGAUACCGAACGGAAAAGGGAAAAGCGACUAAUCGAGAACAACUGAGAAAGGAGACGCGAUCGCAAUGAAAGGCGACACGGCUGCUAUCCCUACUAACAUUAAAUCGCACCGCAGUUUCUUAUCCAGUUUUUCAUCUCAUCAAUUAGUACCAAAAUUACGAAAUACUUUAUUCUGGGGUCAUCGCACACGAGAAGAAUUAAUCAAUUAAAAAAAAAGAAGAAAAGAAUAACUGAGAGACCACCAAGCAUUCACGAACAAAGAACGUAUUUGACCAUUCUGCAUUUUUUAAUCUUUCACAGGAAUGUAAACGAUCUGCUUGAUGUGUGUCUUGACGCGUGCGACAUUAAAGUCAUAUCGAACGGCUGAGCUGAUAUCAAGAUGUCUAAUUAGUAUAUGGCACGUCUUUAUCCACAUUGCUGCUUGACACGUGAAUUCGAUGAACGGCCGCAAGCAGAGUCCGCUUAUUAGAGCUUGCUUAUUUAUAUUACAUAUAAAUUAAUAGCUCGGAAUACAGCGCAUUAUUACUUCAUAUAUGGAAACAUAUGUUGUCGCGUGUAUGUUCGGAUCUUAAUCCUUUAUCUGGUAAUAUUGCUCUUAAGUAACAUCGUUUUUUCAUGAGUUGUAUGCAAGAACGAACGAUGCAUUUAUUUAGUAUUUUUGCUUUGGAGCAAUAUCUAGUUAUCUCUGUUUUAUUCGUCGGUGUCUUAUUAGUUCCGACUUUUGCCACUAGAUGAUAAUGGUUGGAAAAAAUGUGUUUUCAAAAUGAUAUUUUGAAAACAGUAUAACUUCAAGAAACAUCACUUACUUCAUUUGAACAUAUAAACAUUUCUUGAAAUUUGUCUGUUUUCUUCAAAUUUGUCUUCCAUAUAAAGGAUUAAUGUAGCUUUUACACACACACACACGCACGCACACGCAAAACACACACACACACACACACACACACACGCUCGAACGCUCACACGCACACACGUACACACGCACACACGCACACACGCACGCACGCACGCACACACAC